Molecule: messenger RNA, 2428 nt
Organism: Triplophysa dalaica
Lineage: Eukaryota; Metazoa; Chordata; Actinopteri; Cypriniformes; Nemacheilidae
Gene: impa2
Product: inositol monophosphatase 2
Exons: 9
Coding region: 316-1161 (281 amino acids)
Biological process (GO): phosphatidylinositol phosphate biosynthetic process; signal transduction; inositol metabolic process
Molecular function (GO): inositol monophosphate 1-phosphatase activity
Source: RefSeq, a predicted model, not a curated record
UGGGAGGGAUGUAUUGUUUGCAACAGCUUUCAAUAUAUUUAAUCAUUUUUUAAACAAGACAUCGAUCAGACUAAAAAUAGAAAUAGCCAUAUAGUAAAACGGCUAUAUUCAGUCACCAACAUCCAUAAAAUAAGCCGAACUCGUAAACAAGACCCCUCGGCUACUGUCAUUACAUCAUAGGAAAGCUCCGCCGUUGAACGGAAACCGGACGUCAGUGUACCGGGCGAGAGAGAAUGAUCGCGUGCUAUGAGACGCACUGACGCGCUUCACGUCGCUCCUCCAUCACAAUUGUUUUAAACGCGACGCGUCUCCGUCAUGGAGGACUGGAGCGAUUGUUUGGAUGUGGCCGUGCAGAUCGCGCUAAGAGCGGGACAGGUGGUUCAUUUGGCAGUGAAGCAGGAGAAGCGUGUGAGUAGCAAAAGCACGCCCACAGACCUGGUGACGGAGUCUGACCAUCAGGUGGAGGAACUUAUAAUCUCCACGCUCAGCGAGAAAUACCCCUCGCACAGGUUUAUUGGUGAGGAGUCAUCUGCCGCUGGGGUGAAGUGUGAACUGACGGACAGCCCCACUUGGAUCAUAGAUCCCAUAGAUGGGACGUGUAAUUUCGUGCACAGUUUCCCCAUGGUGGCGGUAAGUAUCGGAUUUGCCGUUAGGAAAGAGCUGGAGUUUGGUGUCAUAUACCACUGCUUCGACGGGACGCUGUAUACAGCACGGAAAGGACACGGAGCGUUUUGCAAUGGCGUCCGACUGCAUGUUUCCAAAGAAAAAGAUGUGUCCAAGGCCCUUAUUUUAACAGAGAUCGGUGCGAAGAGAGAUCCCGCCACAUUGGACAUCUUUUUAGGAAAUAUAAAAAAACUGUUGAGUGCACCCACUCACGGUGUGAGGAUCAUUGGCAGUUCAACACUAGCACUUUGUCAUAUAGCCAGUGGAGCGGCGGAGGCCUAUUACCAGUACGGCCUGCACUGCUGGGACAUCGCAGCGGCUGCUGUCAUCAUCAGGGAGGCGGGCGGCUGUGUUAUGGACACCACAGGGGGUCCGCUGGACCUCAUGUCCAGACGUGUGGUGGCCGCAGGGACACGUGAGAUAGCAGACUAUGUCGUAAAACAACUGCUUCCUAUAAACUACGGCCGUGAUGACAGUGAGCCAGACGCCCAUGCCUGAGUCCCAAUGUGACCUCUGACCCCAUUCUAAGCCUUUUACCUCAAAAUAAGCAAUCCUGCCACAUUACAUCUACAUUGUCUUUUUAAUGCAAAAUUCACUUUUUUAGGUUUUUAUGAUUUAACAUCAAACAGUUUGUAUUCAGGUUACAGGUCACAUCAAACGUUUCAAUACAACCACAUUUCACGUUUUAUUACCAUGUAAUUUAUUAAAUUGAUUAAUUCAUGGAAACAUAUGUGACAGAUCUUCAUGAGCACAUACUUCAUACGUGUUUGAUUCAUGAUUUUUGGAUGCCUUGAAAUUGCACACAAUGCCAAAUUCAACCAGUUACCUACUGGAUAACAAACCAUUUGAUGAAAUCAUUGAAAACAACAUAAUAUAGAUCAAUGCAAAAUUAAAAAUGUUAUAAUUUGACAAAGAUCUAUCGUGAACAUUCAAUUGUAUUUAAUACGUUUAAGGAAGUCAUUUAUAUUGACAUGGUCAGUAAAUUGGUAUAUUACAGGAGGCAAAAACAUGCUGCUAACUUGGAUCAUUACUCGGGAAUUAUAUUCUUUGUAAUGAAAGAUGUCAGUUAUACGGUAUAAGAUCAUGACACGUGGUUUUACAAAGCGUGCUUUACCUUAACUGAUCUGUAAUUCAUUAUUCACAAGGAAAGAAAAAAUACAUUUCCUCAUAUACACAAGCUAAGGGACACCCUUAAAAAUAAAGGUCACAGCGAUGCCAAGAACAAUUUUUGAUUCCACCAAGAACCAUUUAAAGGUUCUUAUCUCUUUUUGACCUUUUAACAAUCUGAAGAACCUUUUUUUAGCCACAAAGAAACUUUUGUGAGACAGAAAGGUUCAUCGAAUGUUAAAGGUUCUUUAUUAGACCAUCUAGACUAAAAAGGUUCUUGUAUGGUAUCAUGAAGCACCUAUAUUUGUAAAGAGUAACCUUUACCUUGUAUGGGUCUGUAAGAAUAUUUAUUAAAUGCUCUUAACCACCUAAAAACACAGAAACAAAAUCAACCUUGAAAUUUGAAAAAGGGUUCGUUCUUAAAGAGACCUAGAGAACGGCGGUUUUAACCUUUAAUUCACUUUUUUAUGUUUUUGUAAUAAUAGAUAAUAGCCUAAAUGAUCUAACAGACGACAGUUGUCUUACAAAUACAAAUGAGAUGUUUAUUUUGCACCGACAGUGUUUUAAUUCAGUCGUUUCUCCUGCUGUGAUUUAAAAAUAUGUUAAUCCUGUGUUAAUCCUAUUGUAUAAAAAUAAAAGGCAUACACUUUAAAAUGAA